Molecule: messenger RNA, 990 nt
Organism: Cannabis sativa
Lineage: Eukaryota; Viridiplantae; Streptophyta; Magnoliopsida; Rosales; Cannabaceae
Product: protein FAR1-RELATED SEQUENCE 5-like
Exons: 1
Coding region: 1-990 (329 amino acids)
Source: RefSeq, a predicted model, not a curated record
AUGAAUGACGAACACACUUAUGAAUGGGAAACCAUCACAGCAGAGCUAAACAUCAUAAAACCAGUGAAUGAGAUUGAGAUACAGGACGUGCUAGGCAAGAGUCUCGACAAACUGGAAAAAUGGGAAGCAUUCUACGAAAUGUAUGCGAAACGGAUGGGUUUCGGCACAAGGAAAGACGAUGUACGACGUUCUCAUGGGGUCAUUGUAAUGCGGAGGUGGGUUUGUUGUUCAGAGGGUUCGAAAAAAAUCGCAUCACCGGACACACCAAGAAAAAAAAGACCUCAUGAUGUCAGUAGAACCGGAUGUCAGGCAGCAUUGCGUAUUUUACUCACACAACCGUCUAACACUUGGAAAUGCAAAGAGUUCAGCACAAUGCACAAUCACGAGUUGGCUUCAUCAAGUGAGGUACAAUUUUUGAGAUCAUAUAGAGUUGUCUCCAAUGGGUUGCUUGCCCAAGUCAGGUCGAUGAACUCCGUAGGAAUUAAAACUGCCAACAUAAUGUCUCAUGUUGCUUUGCAAAGUGGAGGUUACGAGAAAAUGCCAUGUCAACUUCGAGAUGUGUACAACAGGGUUGCUGGUGCGAAGCGAGAAGAGAAGAUAGAGACGGACUCAGAAGGGGCUCUGGGAUUUCUUGAUUGUCUCGCAGAGAAGGAUCCUAAUUUCUUCGUUGUCUAUCAGGUUGACGACGAGAAUCGCUUGGCUAACUUAUUCUGGGCAGAUGGAAACUCACGCGUGGACUAUGUAGCUUUUGGGGAUGUACUAGGAUUUGACACAACCUACAUGACGAAUGAGUACAAUAAGCCCCUCACUGUUCUCAUUGGCGUCAACCACCAUUUCAACACAUGCAUCUUCGGAUUUGCUCUCCUCCUCCACGAGAAGCUUCCAUCAUAUUCUUGGCUACUUCAAAAAUUUCUAGAAUGCCAUGGAGAUAAGAAGCCAAGUGUUGUAGUUAACGACCAAGAUGCGGCCAUGAAACAAAGCUAUCGUUGA